UCAACGGCACCAAAACUCUCCACCCUCAAGACUCCCCACCAAAUAAUCAGCCAUGGGUCGUAUGCACGCUCCCGGAAAGGGCAUUUCGUCCUCCGCCCUCCCUUACCGCCGCACCCCCCCUUCCUGGCUCAAGACCACCCCUGAUGAUGUCGUCGACCACAUCGCCAAGCUCGCCCGCAAGGGUCUUACCCCUUCGCAAAUCGGUGUCACUCUCCGUGAUUCGCACGGUAUCCCCCAAGUGCGCUUCGUCACCGGUAACAAGAUCCUCCGUAUCUUGAAAUCAAACGGUCUCGCACCCUCCAUCCCCGAGGACCUUUGGCACCUCGUCAAAAAGGCUGUCGCAGUCCGCAAGCACCUUGAGACCAACCGCAAGGACAAGGACUCGAAGUUCCGCCUCAUUCUCAUCGAGUCCCGUAUCCACCGUCUCGCCCGGUACUACAAGACGAAGCAGCAGAUCCCUCCUUCGUUCAAGUACGACUCUGCCACCGCCUCCACCCUCAUCGCAUAGACGCCUUCCUUCUUUUGCGCUUUGGGUUUUGUAGGAUUCUGGGGGCUGAGGAUAGUUGGCGUUGGGCUGUCAGGUGCGGGUGUGAGCUGGAAGAGGGGGAGAACUUAUUUUUGACAUGCUGCUCAUGCCUUUUCUCGUCCGUGUAUGCAUAUGCGUUUUUGGUCGUAUUCCAUGCCUCUCCAUCACACACCUGGCAGGUUUUCGCAUCCAAUAUCGCUCGUGACCAGCGUCUGCUCGCGACCAGCGUCUGCUCGCGACCAGCGUCUGCUCGCUAUAACUCAAGAUAUCUUGUAAAGUGACAAAGAGGUCCUUAUUCAUCGGAAAUAUCUUGC
This is a messenger RNA of Stereum hirsutum FP-91666 SS1, 840 nucleotides long. RefSeq lists its product as uncharacterized. Gene Ontology annotation, biological process: translation. Gene Ontology annotation, molecular function: structural constituent of ribosome; small ribosomal subunit rRNA binding. NCBI's taxonomy places the organism in Eukaryota, Fungi, Basidiomycota, Agaricomycetes, Russulales, Stereaceae. The record is from RefSeq and is a predicted model, not a curated record. The coding region runs from base 53 to 508 and encodes 151 amino acids. Gene Ontology annotation, cellular component: nucleolus; cytosolic small ribosomal subunit; ribosome. The transcript has 4 exons.